Messenger RNA from Ectocarpus siliculosus, 1076 nucleotides. The record is from the annotation of a GenBank genome assembly. NCBI's taxonomy places the organism in Eukaryota, Phaeophyceae, Ectocarpales, Ectocarpaceae.
AUGAAGAUCUUCCAGGCCUUGAUUCUCGGCAUGGCUACUGUCGCCGGCACCGUGAGUGCCGAUGCCGACGUGACUGAUGUGACUCACCGUGUGUACUUCGACAUCAGCAUCGGUGGAACGGAGGCUGGCCGCAUCACGAUGGGACUGUUCGGUAACGCCGUACCCAAGACGGUCGAGAACUUUAGGCAACUGUGUACCGGGGAGGCCGGGCCUGGAAAGGUGUACCGAAAGCCGCUGCACUACAAGGGCUCUGCUUUCCACCGCGUCAUCCCGCAGUUCAUGCUCCAGGGCGGCGACUUCACCCACGGAACUGGUACGGGUGGCGAGUCUAUCUACGGCGGAAAGUUUGACGACGAAGCGUUUCCCCCUGAGCUGAUCCACGACAAGCCUGGAGUUCUGUCGAUGGCCAACUCGGGUAAGGACACGAACGGGUCGCAGUUCUUCAUCUGCACCGUGCCUACUCCGUGGUUGAACGGCAAGCACGUCAUCUUCGGACAGGUGGAGGAAGAGAGCAUGGAACUCGUGUCCAGAAUCGAGAAGCUCGGCAGCCGAAGCGGAGCUCUCUCGGAAAAGGUGGAGAUCACCGACUCCGGAGAGCUCGUGUAGAAGAGCGGAGCAGAGCAUCGCACAGCACCGUGUGCGCUAACGCUAGCAUGAUGCUUCACGGAAGGGGGGGGGGGCAAUUACAGUGCUGUAGCGUUAGGUUAGGGUUGUAUUGGCUGGUCGCCCUUACCUCAAGAUGUCCAGCUGUGCAGGGAGGUAUUACUGAAGUGGUGGCAGGUGUCAAGUGGAGUUGGAAUGUUCGGGGUUGUUGCUCUCCACGUUCAGCAACAUGCGAUUCCAGGACGCGAUUCCAGGAUGAGGCUACGAUUACUACAGGCGGUCCUGCUGUUUGUGUAACAUUUGAGAAGUGUGCGUUAAUGUUUGUGGUUUUGAUGCCAACGUGUCGCCAACAACAGCAGCCUCCGGGUGUGCUGUUACUGCGGGUAUCGUAUGAUGAGUGUUGGUGUAACCACGAUCUAGUUAUAGUGUAAACUGUUGAACCCUUUUAGGGUGGACACACCGGGGUGUCUGUC